Molecule: messenger RNA, 2601 nt
Organism: Rana temporaria (common frog)
Lineage: Eukaryota; Metazoa; Chordata; Amphibia; Anura; Ranidae
Gene: RALBP1
Product: ralA binding protein 1
Exons: 8
Coding region: 186-1853 (555 amino acids)
Biological process (GO): small GTPase-mediated signal transduction; positive regulation of GTPase activity; endocytosis
Cellular component (GO): membrane
Molecular function (GO): GTPase activator activity; small GTPase binding
Source: RefSeq, a predicted model, not a curated record
UCAAUGUCCUGUAGUGAGUGCUAUGAGAGCUGGACGAUACGCUGCUUCCUGCCUCGUACUGAGGACAGGAGGAAGAGGAAGAGAGGCUCCUAGUGAUAGUACGAGGUGGAGGGGGAGGACACAGGUGCCAUGGACAGGUAACAGAGACCUUCACUCAGUUCCUGCAGUAGGCUGUCAUCGGCAGAAUGACUGAGUGCUUUCUGCCCCCCACCAGUAGCCCCAGCGAACAUCGCAGGGCAGAGCAUGGAGGGGGAUUGGCCCGUACACCAAGCUCUGAAGAAAUUAGCCCUACUAAAUUCCCAGGUCUAUAUCGCACUGGAGAACCUUCGCCUCCCCAUGACAACCUCCAUGAGCCUCCUGACAUAGUCUCUGAUGAUGAGAAAGAUCAUGGCAAGAAAAAAGGAAAGUUUAAGAAGAAGGAGAAAAGAACGGAAGGUUAUGCUGCCUUCCAGGAGGACAGCUCCGGAGAUGAAGCAGAAAGCCCGUCCAAAAUGAAGAGAUCCAAGGGGAUCCAUGUAUUUAAGAAACCAAGUUUUUCCAAGAAGAAGGAGAAAGACUUUAAAAUAAAGGAAAAGCCUAAAGAGGAGAAGCACAAAGAAGACAAGCACAAAGAGAAGAAGUCCAAGGACCUGACUGCUGCUGAUGUGGUCAAACAGUGGAAGGAGAAAAAGAAAAAAAAGAAACCCACAGCAGAACCAGAGCCUCCCCCUGUAGAUGUGCCCAGGCCACGUCCAGUGUUUGGAAUCCCACUUACUAAAGCAGCAGAAAGGACCAUGAUGUGUGAUGGGAUCCGACUACCGGCAGUGUUCCGAGAGUGCAUGGAUUUCAUCGAGCAACAUGGCAUGAAAUGUGAAGGCAUCUAUAGAGUGUCAGGAAUCAAGUCAAAGGUCGAUGAGUUGAAGGCAGCCUAUGAUCGAGAGGAGUCUCCAAAUCUUGACGACUAUGAGCCUUAUACAGUUGCCAGCCUACUGAAGCAAUACUUGCGGGAGCUACCUGAGAAUGUGCUUACCAAAGACCUGAUGCCUCGGUUUGAAGAAGCAUGUGGCAAAAGCUCUGAAGCUGAAAGGCUGCAAGAGUGUCAGCGUCUCUUGAAGGAGCUGCCGGAAUGCAACCUCUACUUGAUUUCAUGGUUAAUUGUUCACAUGGACCAUGUCAUAGAGAAAGAACUUGAAACUAAAAUGAAUAUACAAAAUAUUUCUAUUGUGCUCAGCCCAACUGUCCAGAUCAGUAACCGUGUUCUAUAUGUAUUUUUUACACACGUUCAAGAACUCUUUGGAGGAAUCGUCGUUAAGAAAGUGAUUAAACCUCUCCGUUGGUCUAAUAUGGCCACCAUGCCUGCACUGCCUGAAACACAAGAUACCAUUAAAGAAGAAAUCAGACGACAGGAAUUUCUUUUAAAUUGCCUGCAUCGGGAUCUUCAGGCUGGCAUUAAGGAUCUCUCUAAGGAAGAAAGGCUGUGGGAGGUACAGAGGAUCUUGACGGCUCUUAAAAGGAAGUUACGAGAAGCUAAAAGGCAGGACUGUGAAACAAAAAUUGCACAAGAAAUUGCCAGCCUUUCUAAGGAAGAUGUUUCCAAAGAAGAAAUGACUGAAAAUGAAGAAGAAGUCCUUAAUAUACUGCUUGCACAGGAAAAUGGAAUACAACAAACUGGUAACACCACUCCAGGUGAAAGUAAUUCCUUCCUUAAAUUGUCAGAUGCUGGUCCAGUCUAUGAUCUGGCCAAGCAGUCCAAUAGCAAAGUGAAUGACCGCACUUCAAAAAAUAAAGAAAAAAGCUUUAUUGUACAAAAAUAUCCAACAUCAAAAAUAGUUCAUGACCACAUCAUGACGCAUGCUCGAGAGGAGCAUGGUUGACGCGUUUCACUAAUUUCUUUGCUUAAUCAUAAGCACUAGAAACCAAGAUUCCUAAAUGGCUACAAUGCAGCUGAAUGGUGUUAAAGUGCUUAAUCGGCUCGCUCCAGACAAACAUUUCAAAAAACAUUGGUAAACAAAAAAUACAUAUAGGUAACUUUGUAUUUGUCGGAAAAAAAACACCCCUACCCCUGUGUGUGUGUGUAUGUAUGUAUGUAUAUAAAUGUGUAAAUAAUUGGUGACUUGCCAUAAAAAGAUAACUGGAUCUAUAUAUACUCUAUAACCCGGGAGAGGGUGUGAUAGAAAAGUCGCAUAGAAAAUGCAUGUAGAAAAAUGACACGUACUGAAAUAAUACUUAGUCUAAUUUUAAUAUAAUUUUUUUUAGUACAUGUACAUAUGUUCUAUUGAAGCCGCAUAUAUAUAUAUAAAAACAAUAAUACUAAUAACGGCCCUAAUCGGCCUUAAUGCUGGAUUGUAUCUUACCUAAGGGAUAAAUCAAUGUGACAACAACUAUUCAUAGUAAUGUGUCGCAUCCCAUUCGAAGUUUAACCCAUUGGGUAUCCUGGUUUGAAGCUUAAAGAUCCAAAAUAACUCUCUCAUUGUAGAGGAGAUGGAAAAUAUCCCCCCUCCUGCGGUGUUUGGACUUUAACCAGGGACAGAUCUCCAUUAUGCAUGCUAUUAACCACUUGCUUACUGGGCACAUAUACCCCCUUCCUGCCCAGGCGAAAUUUCAGCUUUCAGCACCGUGUCG